AUUUAAAAAAAUAAUUAUCUGUUUUUGUUGUGUUUUCUGAAAUUGAACUUUGCUUUAUUAUUAUUUCAUUAUUCGUCUGAAAUUGGAAUAAAUUGUUUUUAUUUGAAAUUCAAUAAAAUACCUAAUGGAGAUAGCUUUGCAGGAACAAUCAUAUGUAGGCCAUGAACUUGGCUUCAACUCAAAUUGGAUUGAGCAAAUUCUACUGGAACUUGCUGAUCACUUUGAUAUCCGCAUAGUAUGGGACAAGGAUACUGCAGUAGUGACAGCAGUCUGCACAUUAGCUGGAGGAGUCAUUGGUGGAUAUGCAGGAGGAAGACUGGGGGCGGCCCUUGGUGCCGGCAUUGGGGGCGCCACUGGCCUCGGAGUCUACACAUUAGUAUCACUGAGAGAGAUUUGGGAGACGGUGAAGGAGAAACUAAAGGAGUUACUCUACAUAGUAUACAACUACCUACGUCGGCUGGACCCUGUGGACUACGUUCGGGCAUUCGAAAUUCUAAUGGCGUGCACAUCAAGUCGACGAGAGCUGGUCAUCACAAUUCUUGAUUUUAUCACAGAUAAGUUAGGACGCGAAGUAAUUUCAAGCAUAACUGCAGCGUAAAGGCAGAACUUUCACGCGAUGUAGAUUCUUAUAAAAUGGCAACUUCAAAUACAUCAUCAUCCACUGCUGAACAUAAGCCUCCCCCUCUGGGGGGUUUGGCCAGUAGUAGCCACGGUUGGCAGGCGGACUGGCAACUGUAGUAAGGCUUUAGAGAUAUUUUAAGAGGGUAGCUGCUGCUCAUUCCUCGACUGUUAAGUUCCUUUGAUUGCUUCUUACGUCGAGAAAGUAAAAUUUUACCACUUACCAUCAAGUGGGCUGUAUGCUUGAUUGCCACCUAAGUGGUAUUAAAAAAAAAGUGACCCAUUCUGUGCCAUGACUACAUGACGGUCUAAUUAUAUGUUUACUAUUAAUUCUGGUGAACUAUGUCACUUGUGCUGUGUGGUCCCUGCAUUGGAUGUGCUAUCCAUUUCUGUCCCAUUGCUGUUGUAAGAGGCGACUAAGACAAUGUAAUGGUUGAAGAAUGGACAGCAGAAUCCCUUUUAAAACAUCAUUAAAACCCAUCUGGGGUUGCCAACCCACCUGCCAAGUGCCUAUGUCCAGCUGUGGACAAUUAACAGUUGUUAUAUUAAUAAAUAAAUAUCAUUUAUAUAUUUAUUUGUUAGUAAAUAAUGUACCACUUAAUAUAUCUAGAAAAUAAUAAAAUGGACAAGGUACAUCUUUGACGGGAAACCAGUGUUUCAAAUAGUAUUGUGUGAUCAUACUUAGUAACUGUGGUAGGAGAUUUUUAAAAUUAAAAAAAAAAAUAACCCUUUGACAUAACUAGAUUUUAUAAAUGGCAACUGGAUAAAUCACUAUCGUAGAAUAUUUUUUACAUAUUAAGAAGCAGUACGUCACAAGUUUUGUCUGAAUGCUGUCCAAAUGCACCAGUAAAAUAAUAAAUGUUUUAUGCUAAUUGUAACUGUCACUUAUAGAUAGAUAGAUACUCUUUAUUGUUUACUCUUUAUUACAAUAGUAAACUUAUUAUAAAUAUAAACAAUUACAAGAAAUAAUCACAGUGGCAAUUAUCGCUAAGAGCGAUCUCUUGCAGGCAACCUUUGGAUGGAGAGGAGUAAUUAUAAAUAAUUUGGUGGGAGGCACGAUGAAAAAUUCUGUUAGUUCUAAAUAUGGAGAUGUGAUACAUGUAAUAAUAUAAAUAUAUAUUUCUUAUUCUUAUCCGCUGUGCUAUUCUGUAAACAUCCACUUAUUUACUAUUUAUUUUCUAAAAAGUAGUGCUGUAAUCAAUUUUACUUUUUUAUCACUCGCGGAUCGGCUAAUAAAAUUCUAAGUCGACAUUCACGUUUUUGUUUUUUUAAUUAAAAAAAAAAGAAGGUGAAUUUACAGAGUAACACUACUGCUCUAUUAUUAAAAUUAUAUUCACGCUAAUUCUGUCGUCACAACGCACCAUACAAUGGGUUUUAAUUAGUAAAUAAAUUAGGUAGUUAGUGUUUUCAUGUAAUAACUAACGGUUUAAUUUACUAAUACCGGUUUAUCUCGCGUUUAGCAGGCCGAGGCGCGCAUUACAGUCGCUCAUGAUUAAGGGUCGCGAAUCGAUACCGAAACUAGUCGAGAUUUCUCGAUCUAAUUACACGUAAGUUAAACUGGUAGUGGGUUACAUUAAAACAUAAUGUGUGCUUAUGAAACUUAACAAUAAGUAGGUAGUUAAUGUUUAAUACAUAUCAAAUAGCGAAAUAAGGUUUGUGACUAUUUAUAAAAUAGAUAUUUUUCUCUGUGUGAUAUUUAUUCACCUAACUUAUUUGUGAUUUUAAAAUGUAACGUAGUUGAUAAAAUUUUACAGGGAAUGCGUUCAUAAUGUUUUAAUAAGGAUCUUAUGUAAAUAUCUACAUAUAUAAAUACAGCUAGGAAUAAUAUCAAGUCUGACAGUAUCCCAUUUAAUUGCAAAAUUUAAAGACUGGCCGUUUAUUUUUUUAAUUUAGUUUUUUUUUUUAUAUUUAAUCUCAAAUUCACCAAUGUUAUAAAUGAUGUUCAGGAUAUGCCUUGAAACGUCUGAUAAAUGACUCGACAAUUCGACAAUUAUUUAUGUAACAAUCAGUAGGCAUGAAGCGCACGAAACCGCGUCAAAAUGUAAGUUUACACGACGCAAUCCUCUUUCAUGUGAACCCCGAACAUGGCGGUGUCCGCCGGCCCCAUGAAUAAUGAACUAGCGUCCAAUCCAAUAUAGAUUCAACUAUUGGUUUUAACAUAUAAUAGGAAUUUAUGUGAUCCUUCUCUAAGAACUACACUAUAGGUUAGGUAUAUCGUAACGGCGGUCUCGCUCGCGACCUCGACACGCGUAAGUACGGGACGGUGGUUAGUGCCGACUGCUCGCGUCUGGCCCUGCGCUGGGAGUGUCGAGGCGCGGGCGAAGAAGUAUGCGGGGAGCGAUAGGCACCUACCGUUGUCUUACUAUGCGCGCCCGCUAUAACACUAUAAAUUAAUUGCUCAAUGUAAAUAUUUGUUGUAAUAAAAUUAAUUUAAAAUUGUCACCGAUUUGUACGACGAUGCAAUUGAUCUAAUGUUAGAUUAAGCGGCUGAAUCCACUCCUCUCUUGCACAGACAAUUUCUGUUUAGUGUAAAGAGUAAAUAUAUGAUAAAUAUAUCUAUAUAUAUUGUCUGUAAUUACAAUAUCUAUGUAUUGGUACAAAAACGAAUAUAUUAAAUACUGAUUGUUCUCUUAUUAUCUAAAUGAAGAACCUGGUCAAAAUGAAUACAGGUUUCUGAUCGGUUUUGGC
Molecule: messenger RNA, 3306 nt
Organism: Galleria mellonella (greater wax moth)
Lineage: Eukaryota; Metazoa; Arthropoda; Insecta; Lepidoptera; Pyralidae
Product: protein C19orf12 homolog
Exons: 4
Coding region: 125-598 (157 amino acids)
Source: RefSeq, a predicted model, not a curated record